Marchantia polymorpha subsp. ruderalis is the source of this 2362-nucleotide messenger RNA. The record is from the annotation of a GenBank genome assembly. NCBI's taxonomy places the organism in Eukaryota, Viridiplantae, Streptophyta, Marchantiopsida, Marchantiales, Marchantiaceae.
CAGUGGACCUACUCUACUCUGCUCCGCUCUGCUGCCCUCCCUUCCCCUCCCUUUCUGUUCCCCCGCCCCUCCCCCCUCGCGAAGCCUCGAGGUUUGACUAUUCUCCGUGCCUCGGAUCUCGCAGUAAUUGGGCUGCUUGAUUUCCCACCACAGGACAAAUCCCAAGUCCGACGUUUCUGCUCCGAACUGAAGCUGGCCGCUUGGCUCAGCUCAGCUCAGCUCAGCUCAGUUCAGUUCAGUUCAGUUCAGCUGCAGCUUAGACUGAGUUCGCGCUUCGGUCGGAAUAAGACACUUGCCUUUAACCUUGAGUGAUCGAGCUGCGAGUGUGGCUGUCCUUCUCCCCCGUCUCUCUUUGAAUAGCCGGAAGAGAAUCUACCUCGUUGACGGCUGUAGAGAGGAUUUAGGCCCGAAGUUCUGCGCCCCUUCUUCCGCUGGUUACAAUAAUGUGCGGGAUGCUCUUUCAGUGGACGGAUUUCCGAGGCAUUCCCGUCCCGGUGCUGGACAGGAUGGCUAGCUGGUUCCAGGCAUGUCUUUCACUACCGCAAGUCAUUGUCAUCUGCUUUGUACAGAAUUAGAAGAAUCCAAGGAAGGGGCUGCAAGACUCAUCCGGUGCAGGAGUCGAAGCACCCAGUUAUAUACUGCGGGCUCCGCUGAAGAAUGAGUAUAUCCCGCAGUCCUCUGCCCAGUCCCCGCUCCGACGCCCCGCUAGAGGGCAGCAGCUGCUCGGAGUAUCCCACUCAUAUUUAAUAUGGCCGUGGGCCUGUGAAAUUUUUCGCUCUGACCGAGACACUGAAGGCUCGCUGCUUCUGCUGCGGCGCUGCUGUUGAUCACAACUCGAGAAGCUCGUAUCUGAGGGAGCCAAUUGAGUUUGCUUGUGCCGUGGCACGAUGAGGGCUCAGCAGGUGCUCGCAGUCUGCCUUCUGGCGGCUGCUGCAGCAGCUAUCUCGUUCUCAAUAGUAGACGCAGCGACCGUGGCCGCGAAAAAGGUUCCUCAAACAGAUGCCGAAAUUGAACAGGAAUUUCAGGAAUGGAUCGGUCGGAUGGGCGAGAAGCAGAGCUCCAAGGUGCAUGUGAACGGGCCCAAGGGCGUGCACUACGCCACCGCGAAUGCUGAUUCUGAGAUCAAGUACAUUGUGGUCGACAAGAGUGGCAAAGGAGACUACAAGAGUGUCAACAAGGCCAUCAAGGCAAUCCCCAAGGAUGCCAAGGAGCGCUACAUCGUUCACGUCAGGGCUGGAACCUACAAGGAGCAUGUCAAAAUCCCCUCGGGAAUGGGACCCAUCACACUACAAGGAGAGGGACACACGAAGACGAAAAUCACUUACAACUUGGACGCUACCAAGGCCGGCGGUACUCUCAAGAGUGCAUCCGUCUCAGUAAAAUCUGAUAACUUCAUUGCCAAGGACAUCGCCUUCGAGAACUCGUCACCACAACCUGAGCCCGGUGCGGUCGGCAAGCAAGCCGUGGCCUUCGAGAUAUCAGGGGACAAGGCUGCCUUUUACCGGUGCGCAUUCUAUGGGUUCCAAGACACUCUCUACGACAGAUAUGGCCGACAUUACUUCAAGGAUUGUAAGAUCGUAGGAUCAAUCGAUUACAUUUUCGGAAAUGGACAAUCCUACUACGAGACUUGCGAGCUGCAAUCCGUGGCCAAGACAUUCGGCUCUCUCUCGGCGCAAAAGCGCAUGUCAGCGGAGGAAGAAACCGGGUACUCUUUCGUCGACUGCACCGUGAAGGGAACUGGAUACUUGUACCUGUCCAGAGCGUGGGGACCCUACUCGAGAGUCGUCUUCAUCAGAACAUACUUCGACCCCAUCAUCCGCCCCGAAGGCUGGUACAACUGGGGAGUUCCCGGCCGAGAGAAGACUGUGUUCUACGGAGAGUACAAGUGUUACGGCCCAGGAGCCAACAGGAAGGACCGCGAGUACUGGUCGUACGCUCUGACCGAUAGUCAAGUGGCCCCCUUCCUGACUGUGGACUGGGUCGACGGUAGCGACUGGAUCCCAAGGGGUCCCCAGUAAUCACUCAAACUUCAGAUCGGAGAAAAUACGUAGUGCUGUUAAUUCGUUCGAAUUUGCAAUGUCCACGAUCACGACCACGAUCAUUCCCAGAUGCUCGACGCCGGAUGAAUUUCCGCAGCAAAUUAUGGUCGGAGACUGCGACUUUUGGAAGAGCUUGUACAUCACAGAUUGACAGAUUGUAGUAUUUAUUACAUUGCAUAGCAUUGCUUUCGCCAGGGCGAUAGAAUUCUUCGUAGACGAAAUCCUCAAAUGUUUUGUCUCCCUUGAGAAGCAAAGUCGCUCAUUUCGAGCGACUUAUUUAUUGCGUACGGAAAUGAGAAUAAAGAAAAGUGUGAAUUUCCAAC